Molecule: messenger RNA, 1575 nt
Organism: Wyeomyia smithii (pitcher-plant mosquito)
Lineage: Eukaryota; Metazoa; Arthropoda; Insecta; Diptera; Culicidae
Product: facilitated trehalose transporter Tret1-like
Exons: 2
Coding region: 62-1483 (473 amino acids)
Biological process (GO): transmembrane transport; carbohydrate transport
Cellular component (GO): membrane
Molecular function (GO): sugar transmembrane transporter activity
Source: RefSeq, a predicted model, not a curated record
GUUGUGAGUUAUGUCUGGAGUGUUGUGAAACAGAGUACCGUAAACAUUUGUGUAUUGUAUAAUGGGAGUGCUCGAAAACAUCAAAGAUUUUAGAAAGUAUUCAAAUCAGUACUUGGCUGCUUUCACAGGUACACUGCUCACAUUUUCCGUAAUUGCAUCUUACGGAUGGACAUCGCCCACCUUACCGAUCCUUCUUGCCGAGGACUCACCCCUGCCUAUUACAGAGGACGAAAGCUCAUGGAUAGUAUCGAUUCUGGUGCUGGCUUCGAUUGCUGGCCCCAUUCCGACGGCAUGGGCUAUCGAUAAGUUUGGCCGCAAGUACACCUUGUUGUUCACUGCCAUUCCAACCAUCGUCGGUUGGAUAUUGAUCGGUGUGGCGCAGUCUGUGCCGGUGCUGUAUGUAUCCCGUAUGUUGAGCGGUAUUUCCUACGGGAUGCAGUAUUCUUCAAUGCCGAUCUAUCUAGGGGAAAUUGCAUCAGAUGCUAUACGCGGAUCUAUUGGCACCCUUCUCACCGUAAUGGCAAAGGCUGGAAUAUUGCUUGAAUACAGCAUUGGGCCGUAUGUUGGUUUCCGAACAUUGGCCUGGAUUUCGGUGGUUUUUCCAGCCGCGUUCUUCUUGCUAUUCAUGUGGAUGCCUGAAUCACCGUAUCAUCUUCUCGCUAAGAAUAAACAUGAACAUGCGGAGAAGAGUCUUCGAUGGUUGAGAAAACGAGAUGAAGUUCACGAUGAACUCACUAUGAUGAAGGCUGCGGUGGAACGCUCGAAACAAAACAAGGGCACAUUUCGAGAACUUCUUACGCCGGGCAAUAGAAGGUCCCUGAUCGUUGUGAUGGGACUUGGAGCUCUGCAGCAACUGUGUGGUAGCCAAGCUGUCAUUGCAUAUUCUCAGCAAAUAUUCGAAGAAGUUGAAAGUGGCCUCGCAGCUCACGAAUCAUCUAUCAUUAUGGCAGUCAUUCAGUUGAUCACUGCAGCUCUCUCGUCUUCGAUUGUGGACCGAGCAGGCCGAAGACCGUUACUGUUGAUAUCAACUACAGGCUGUGCGAUCGGAACGUUCAUAGUAGGAUUGUAUUUUUUCUUACAGCAGCAAGGAGUGGAAGUUCAAAGUGUUAGUUGGAUUCCCUUGGUGGUAAUAAUGCUGUACAUCAUCUCGUACACAAUUGGCCUUGCUACAGUACCGUUCGCUGUGCUUGGUGAAUUGUUCCCCUCCAAUGUUAAAGCGGUAGCGGCCGCUAUGUACACUAUGUUCGCAUCUUCCGUCGGAUUUGGUGUGGCCAAGCUGUAUGGAGUGAUUGCCUACGAGCUCGGAACGUAUGUCUCGUUCUGGAUAUUCUCCCUAUGUUCCACGCUGUUUAUCAUAUUUGUGUUUUUGCUGGUACCGGAAACCAAAGGAAAACCGCUUGAUCAGAUUCUUGUGGAAAUGCGUUCAUCUCAAAACCGAUCUCUAACUGGGUGCUUCAGGAGACGAAAAACAGUGAAACUUUGAAAAUAUACGAUUGAAUCAAGGAUUGAGUAGAAAAUUCAAUGAGUGAUUACACGAAAUGUCGCAUGUAUAUUUUUUUACUUAAUAUAGUUGUA